Molecule: messenger RNA, 2373 nt
Organism: Folsomia candida
Lineage: Eukaryota; Metazoa; Arthropoda; Collembola; Entomobryomorpha; Isotomidae
Product: caprin homolog
Exons: 9
Coding region: 264-2171 (635 amino acids)
Cellular component (GO): cytoplasm
Molecular function (GO): RNA binding
Source: RefSeq, a predicted model, not a curated record
AAACCACUCGCUCACUCACUCACUCACCCACCACGGCCGAGGCAGCGAGGAAUUAGUGCUCUUCUCUUCCCUCCUCCUCCUCUCUACUUUGGAUCCGGUAAUCGCUCAGUACCAUCGCCCUUCUCUCUUAUCUUGCUCCUCUUAUCAUCGAGACUUAUCAUCAUCCUCACCCCUCCUGCCCGCCCACUACUCUGCAACAGCAGCAGGAAGAAGGCGCACUUACCCACCGAUUGUGAUUUCACUACUUCGACUUCUUCUCAAAAAUGCCAUCAGCAAACUUGCAAGCUGAAAAGCUUGCGGAAAAGCCUAAUGACUUGGAUUACGUUAACCAACCUAUGAAGCCUGCAAUGACGAUCGUUGAACACAAAAUCCGGAACCUGGAAAAAAGAAAGGCGAAGUUGGAUUAUUACAAAGCCAAACAGGAUUCGGGAGAAGUACUCAAUGCAGAUCAGUUAGUUGCAGCUGCCAAGUACGAUGAAGUGGUUCAGCAGUUAGAACUCUCUAAGGAUUUAAUGAAACAAAUCACCCAAGCCAAUGAUGAUACGAGGAAGGAGAUUAAGAAACAUCGAAAGGCUGAACUUGCUGAAAGAGCGGUGCAAGAGACUGAGAAACUACGAAUGCUGUUCCUUUUUCAUUUGGUUGUCAAAGACUUGGAGAACUGUGACUUGAGUAACGAAACUGAUGACACCGCUGAUCUCAACAAUGCCGUCCUCGUCAUUAAGAAACACGAGUUUGUUCGCUACUCGGAACUUUUGAAACUUCACGACCCCAACUUUCAGGCCACAGUGGAGAUGUUGGCAACAAACUGGUCGCAAGUAUUGGAUGGAAGUAAAAAGUCUGUGGGCGCUCAAUCUGGAAAGGACCGCACGACUUUUAAAAAUAUUCGAGAUAAUCUGCUCACUGUUGCCAAUUCGGAGUUUUUUGCUAAUCGACAACGCAAGGAGCCGGUGGUUGAGGAAGAGGAGCAAUUGCAACAAGACGUUAUUGGGGAAGCUCCCAUUUCCGAAUCUGAGUCCAUUCCGUCCUUAGCCCAAAACAUUGAAAACUCGGCCUCCACACCCCAACAAGAAGAGACUCCUCGAGUGGAACAAGUCAUCCCGACGCCGCCAGUGGCCCAGCAACAACCACUUACUGUUUGCCAAAUGAUGGAUUCGACCUACAGUUUUUUGCAGGAGUCUCAGAUUGACUUGGAAUCGCCACAUUUCGACCCAGCCGUCGUAGCCGUCUCAUCAUGCCUUCCUGGACCAAUAAGUGCGCACAUUGAUCAUCGUCAGCAACCAAUUAGGGACGGUUACACUACUUCUUCGGCUUCUGUUCCACCGUACCAGCAACUGACGUUGUCUAUGUCAAAUGGAAUGAAUGAGGGCACAUCAGAAGACUACUGUAAUAAGCCGAUGCCCUUGAUUGAUGAUAAGCUAAAAAUCACUGAGUGGAAUUCCUCCGAGUCAAAACUCGUUGAAGGAAACCCCAGUGACGACAAUGAACUAGGGAUUUUUUCCCAAACUCCGUAUAGGGAUAUUCCCAGUUAUUUGUUGAGUUGCGUUGAGCCGUACCGUAACCCGUAUUUAUUCUCGCCGCAACAUAGUUUGUACUCUUCACAAGACAGCUUGUUUUUGGGCGGGACUCAACAGUAUGGAAUGAAUAAUAAUAAUAAUAACAACAACAACAACAACCGAGCAGGACGGGGGGCCCGAGGAAAUUUCCGUCGUGGAUCCUCUAAUGGCUUCAUUCCUCGGGGUAGUUCCCGAGGACGAGGGGGAUUUUCUGGGAACCGCAUUGGAUAUUUCCGCAGCGAUCAACAGCAUCAAGACUAUGGCUUUGAAAACCCCCGAGACUUCCGAAUUGGAGGCGGGUAUGGCAAUACUGAUCGGAGCAACUCUGCCGAACGGAACGGAAUAGGUUACGGGAUCAGUGGUAAUGGAUUUGUCAACUCAGGGGGUGAGAGAGUUGGGAACGUUUACGACCGGAGCGGGAAUGGAUUCAAUAACAGUGAUCCUUUCUACAACAACGGUCGUGGGGGCUAUCGUGGGCGUAAUGUUUCAUCUCAAGGAAACAACGGCAAUGGAAAUAACUAUGGUGGUGGUGGUGGAGGCUACCGUGGGGCUGUUCGUGGAAACAAGGCCUCGUCUCCUCGUUCUAGUGAAAAUGGUCUCAUGGCCAAAUGCUAUUAAUGUCAUCAUCUCGGUUAACAAAUCUUGCUUUUUAUACCAAACUAUGUUAGGUAACUGUAACGGGACCCCGCUAUUAGUAAAUUUAAGGUCAGUAUGAGUCAUACAGAAUGAAUGUGAAUUAAGAGCGAGUAUUGUUAUCCAUUUCUUACUAGCGAUGUCAGCAACGAAACGUUUUCAAUAAAGAAUUUUUCAUACAGCAUAA